Molecule: messenger RNA, 207 nt
Organism: Morchella sextelata
Lineage: Eukaryota; Fungi; Ascomycota; Pezizomycetes; Pezizales; Morchellaceae
Exons: 1
Coding region: 1-207 (68 amino acids)
Source: RefSeq, a predicted model, not a curated record
AUGAUUCAGAUUGAAGAAAGAAACCAGGAGGGUCCACAUAUUCUCAUCGAGGCCGUUACCCCAUCACUGUUGCAGAUGUUCACUGUGGAGGAUAUGGAAAUUGGGUAUGAAGAUGCCAGAGAUAUUUUAUUGGAUCCUAUCGCUAAAAAUUACGGGAAACUAGUCUCUGAGAGACAGCUUGUGAGGAAGCGGGCAAUGAACAGUUAG